This is a messenger RNA of Bipolaris oryzae ATCC 44560, 222 nucleotides long. RefSeq lists its product as uncharacterized. Bases 1 to 222 code for a protein of 73 amino acids. The record is from RefSeq and is a predicted model, not a curated record. The transcript has a single exon. NCBI's taxonomy places the organism in Eukaryota, Fungi, Ascomycota, Dothideomycetes, Pleosporales, Pleosporaceae.
AUGACCACUGGUAAAAGGUUAGAUCGCCGAACCAUUGUGACGGUUUGCCUUGUGGCUGCUCUGUGGCAUCCUGCAUUCUGGCGCAUUCUGCCCGUGGGUGCUUGCCUGCAGUGGAACCGAAGGAGAAGCCUCCAAUGGGGCGAAGUGCUGCUUUACAUAAAACUGAAAAGACCUGACGCAUUCUCCACUCCCAUGGUUCCCACCGUUCCUGCAUUUCUAUAG